CGUCUAGACACCUUCAGACUGCACGAUCGCCUGGACGCUCCACACCGUCGUUGCUCUGAUAACGACCAAUUUCUGAUUAGUGGCAAGUGUUUUAGUGUGUUAAUACAGACUCCAUCCAAUUAAUCACAAGAAAUGCCGCGCUUGCCUUAAGCCGCAUCCUCGUCUACCUGGUCCGUGGACAUGGUGUCGAACAUGACGGACUCCAAGCUGGGGAUGGAGUCGGUGUCGCCGGUGACACUGAGUUCUGACUGGUCCCGACUGGCCCGACUUAUAUUCCUUGCUUCUCUUGCCGCUGUCGGAAGCGUUGGUAAUGUGUUUAUGAUAAGCGCCGUCAUGAUUGAAGAUUACCUCCGGAAGCGAGGUAACACGUUCGUGGUAAGCGUGGCAUUCGCCGACCUGCUGGUGACGGGACUAGUAAUCCCUGCAUCCGCUGUCGUGAUACUGGCAGGCCUUCCGGAGAACCUCCCCGUGUGCAAAUUCCAGUGGUUCCUCGCGACGCUGUGUUUCCUGGUAACAGUCCUCUCUCUCACAGCAAUCGCCGCCGAAAACUACGUCCGUCUGUGCUACUCCUCCACGACCUACGACCUGUUGAGCCGCAGCAAAAUCACCACAAUUCUCCUACUUUUGUGGAUCGUAAGUUCCGUCACUUCGAGCCUCCAAUUCGCCACUGACUUGACCUUCGACUACUGCACCAGGAAGAACCCCGGCCUGAUCCCGUACCAGGCGACCAUUGGCGUGGUGUUUGUGUUCUUGCCCAUAAUCUUGACGUUUUUUAGUUACGUGCGGACCGCAUAUCACAUACGCAGGGCCAAAACGCGGCCCAACUUCAAACCCCCCGUCACUUUCAACUGGGACUACUCGCUCAUGCACAGCAAUCUGUACAGUUUUCUUUUAUUUGUGGUCUUCUGGCUUCCGUUUGGCGUGGUUCUUGCGGUCGGAACUGUGAAGGAAGUUCACAACAGUUUGUUUUAUAAGCUGGCCUGGCUGGGGAUCACCAAAUCUUGCAUUAACAGCAUUUUGUACUGCAUUACCAACAGACACUUUCGAGGGGCUUACGUUAACUUGUUUCACUACUGCUGCUGCAAAACCACGGUGACCUUCUCCAGGAGGCAGCGGCCGGAGGGCGUCCGGCCCUCCGGGGACGUCCGGGUCCACAUCAUUCCAGGUUAUAACAUGUACUGCAGUCCGCAGAGGAGCCGCGAGGGGCAGAGCAAGAGGUGCUCGUCACGACCCAACGGCAGAGACGUCUACGAAUUAUGAUGAGACGAUUAUUACACCACCAGCAGAGGGGUGUGGAUUUAGAUAACAAAUUUAUCAAGAAUUUUUACUGAAAGAUUUUUGGUGGUAAUCGAAUCCUGCGAACUGAGCUUUAUUCCUGCUGUACUUAAUACGAAAUUAUUGUGUAUGCACAAAACCGGCAAACAUUCCGGAACGUCAGUAUUUUGUUGACUGUUUGAGCUUAUUAUUAGAAAAACAUUCCUUUAAUCAAGUUGAUUAAUUUUAGUGCUGUACAAACCGAAACUCGAACAGAUUUUAAAGCAUUUGUAAACAUGUUUCAAAGUUUGCUAAAUUCAAAUAAACCUCUUAAUCGAUGCAUCUUGGAUCUUAAUUUACUGCACACGCGCAGUUUUUAACGCCUUUUUAAAGCUUUAAUGAAUCGUUAUGGAAAUUCCUUCAAAAGACUGACUCGUAAUUUAACACAAAACAACUUGCGAUGUGUCAGAAUUUACACACAACUUUGCUGUUAUUACCUUGCCUUAUUAAAUUAAAAACAUCUUUCCACGUUUAUUCAUUAAAAGUACAAAGUGCAAUGUUGUUAUUUUAUUGCAUCUCGACUUAUUAAAAGUUUAUUUACAAGUUCCAUUGUUUAAAGAGAGUCUAUUACGUACUUUUAUUAAAGUCUGCAAAGUGUAAAUAAAGUGAAUAAUAUUUAUUUUACGACAAAAACUACUCACAACAAUCUUUGACCCGGCGCCUCCACCAUUUUUAACGCACAUGUAAAGAGUCCGCUGCAACAUAAAGACCGUCCAUAGCAUUAUUUGAAACGUUAUAUUAAAAAUAUAAACUACAAAACAUUGAAAAGUACAUUUAGCAUUUUACAGUGCCAUAAAAAUACAAAAUUAAAGUAACCUAGCUCCUUGUUAAAAUUUUGAUUUGUAAUUUAAAAAUAAAUCCUCUAAAGUAGUUAUUUGUUGCCAAAACGCUAAAUGGGCUUUUCGGUCACCUCCACUGACGCACAAACUUUCUUUAAGACACUGUUGAAUUGUUAUGAUUGCUAGCUUUAAAUACCACUUAGGAUAGUUUUGUUUAAUUGUUGGUCUGGCAAAAGUCCGGCCAGGAUAAGAAUCGGUCUCGUAUUGUUUUAUGCAAUAAUAUGAGAAAUAAGAUCCAAGAUUCAUCACGUGGACUAUAUGUUUGAUUCGAUUUGCACUUGGAAAAAAACAUGGCAUCCGCUUUUGUGAAAAAAUCAAAAUAUAGUUCAAAAUUUUUGCGGACCUAAUACCUGAGUGCCUAUCGCAAUAUUAUUACUUUACUUUAAUUGUAGACAAUACUGAAAUUUAUCAAAAUGGUAUUUUAUUAUUGAAAUAUUACUAAAUUUAAUCGCACCAACUAUAACUGUGUACUCUAGUCGAAAUGUUUUAUUCAUACAUAUAUUUAUGGAUAUAAAUGUACCCAAUUCCUAAUGUAAUAACAUGCUUGAGGAGACUUCAACUGAUCUGUGUAAGUUAUUAUGGUUUUUUCCACAAGCAGAUAAACUCUACCUAAUUAAAUUAAAAGAAAAAUUGUUAUGAAACGAGCAAAUUUGUCGGAGAAAUUGAUCAAUAAUUACGAGCUUUAACAUUGCACUCCUCUGACCUACAUUUUGACGUAUUAGUUCUCUGGCAGAUUUGCUUCGUUAGAAAUAUUUUUGGAAAUAAACUCACGAAACAGCAAAUGUCCAAUAACUCAUAAAGAUAAACUAACACGCAAAAUUGGUCGUAACAUGUAAUAAAUGUUGCCUUCUUCCCAGCUGUGAUCUCUCUAACGAAGAAUAGACAUUAAAAUGUAACAUAAUGUGAUAAGGGACCAUUGUGCUAAAUGGAUUGUUGGUGAUUACGAUUGCAUUUUUAUUAAAAAACAAUUUAAAACUGCUGGAUCACAUAAACGGAGGUUUUUAGGUAUGUCAGCUGCUUUUCAAAAAUGCUUUCACGUUAACUCAUUUUUAUUUAAAAUUACACCAAAAUUUAAAACAAGAACUUCUGCUUCUUGACCUGGGGGGCAAAGUCGCGGGGGAAGGUCUGCGUUUCCUGACUGACUUUUAGGGGGGCCUGGCUUAUCGGGUCCUCUUCAUCGAAUGUUUUUCGUAAAAUAUCCUCUAUAAAAUCGGUACAUGCCUUCGAUAAAAAUUCUUUCGUCAUGUAUUUGGCUUGCACGAGAUUUGUUUGCUUGUCCUGCAUUUUUUACGAAAAAUUUUGAUAACUUUUCACAAGGAAUUUUGGCACUUUUAGUGACU
Tribolium castaneum (red flour beetle) is the source of this 3493-nucleotide messenger RNA. Its product is annotated as melatonin receptor type 1B-A. The record is from RefSeq and is a predicted model, not a curated record. The transcript has 3 exons. Gene Ontology annotation, biological process: G protein-coupled receptor signaling pathway. Lineage: Eukaryota; Metazoa; Arthropoda; Insecta; Coleoptera; Tenebrionidae. Gene Ontology annotation, cellular component: membrane. Gene Ontology annotation, molecular function: G protein-coupled receptor activity. The coding region runs from base 181 to 1260 and encodes 359 amino acids.